AUGUCAGAAUUGAAAUCGACUACCUCAGAAGAAAUUACUUUGUCUUCGAAAGGAUAUAAAUUACAAAAAUUUUUAGGCGAAGGCGCCUACGCCAAGCUUGCGCUAGGUAUACAAUAUCUACACGAGCUGGAAAUAGCGCACCGUGACAUUAAAUGUGAGAACGUGCUCUUAACAGCCAACUACAACGUGAAAAUUUCUGAUUUUGGUUUCGCACGGUUUUGUCUUGAUGAUACGGACGGCCUUGCUCAAAGUGAGACUUACUGCGGUUCGAUGUCAUAUGCAGCCCCAGAAAUUCUGCGUGGAAAACCUUACCUGCCUAAACCGACGGAUCUAUGGUCAUUGGGAGUGGUCUUAUUUGUGAUGCUGAAUAAGUCUAUGCCAUUUGACGACACGCGAAUGCGAAAAUUGUACGAGCAGCAGAUGGGAAAAAAGUACAGAUUUAGAUCUAGAGUAGGCAGUGUUGUCUCAGCCGAGUGUAAGUCUGUAGUCAAACAUCUGUUGGAACCCGAUCCAGGACUACGCCAUUCCGCCCAACAGGUGCUCAAUUCCGAAUGGAUUGCUAUGGAUAGUAGGCUUACCACUUUGAAUGCAGUAGAAGCAUCGGCACUCAAACGAGCCAAAGAGGAACAACGACGAAACUCGCUAUCUCGGAAGCACCCAGUUGCCAAACACGGAGACAUUCUAGACAGCGUCGGCAGAAGUACUGUUUAUAAGGUGUAUCUUGCGGAAUAUAGAAACCCAUCGAAGAAUGAUAAGUUAUCAAUACUGGCUUGUAAAGUUAUUGAUACAAACACGGCACCUAAAGAUUUCGUAAAAAAGUUUCUACCUAGAGAAAUAGACAUGUUGAUAAAACUAAAUCACCCUCACCUCGUACACACUCACAGCAUAUUUCAGAGAAGAUAUAAAUAUUUCAUUUUUAUGAGAUUUAUGGAGCACGGAGAUCUUUUGGAGUAUAUUCUCCAGAAAGGUGCGGUGCAGGAAGACCAAGCCCGAAUUUGGGCGCGACAGCUUGCUUUGGCCGUACAGUACAUGCACGAACUUGAAAUAGCUCACCGAGAUAUAAAAUGUGAAAAUGUUCUACUGACUGCUAAUCAAAACGCCAAAUUAUCUGACUUUGGUUUUGCUCGUUCAUGUGUUGAUAAGUCACUUAAAGAUAUUCGUAGUGAAACGUUUUGUGGCUCGCUGUCCUACACUGCUCCGGAGAUAUUGCAAGGCUCGCCGUACUAUCCCAAGCCAACAGACGUGUGGUCGCUGGGAAUCGUCGUCUAUGUAAUGCUAAACAGGGCUAUGCCGUUUGAAGAUAAGCAUAUUAAACAGUUAUUUCAAGCUCAAAUAAAUAGAAAUUGGAAAUUCCGCUCGCGAUAUAUAGAUUCCCUUUCAGAAAACUGUAAACGUUUGGUGACCCUAAUGUUAGAACCAAAUUGUCAGCAUCGAAUCAAAAUUGAACACAUUAUCAACAAAUGGACACCCCAGGAAACGUUAGCAUUCAAGAAGGCACGAGAAGAGAAACUGCAGUUGCAGAAAAAUCUAGAGGCUCAAGAAGUGAAAGAAGUACAUCAUGCUACUUUGCCUGAUGCCUCGGUAUUGAAGGCAACUGUGGAUGUAAACGGUUCUUCGACGUCCUGGUAA
Molecule: messenger RNA, 1629 nt
Organism: Spodoptera exigua (beet armyworm)
Lineage: Eukaryota; Metazoa; Arthropoda; Insecta; Lepidoptera; Noctuidae
Source: the annotation of a GenBank genome assembly